Physella acuta is the source of this 1499-nucleotide messenger RNA. RefSeq lists its product as uncharacterized. NCBI's taxonomy places the organism in Eukaryota, Metazoa, Mollusca, Gastropoda, Physidae. The record is from RefSeq and is a predicted model, not a curated record. Gene Ontology annotation, molecular function: GTP binding.
CUUUCACAAUCCAUUACAAACUGGCAGCCCCUUUCUAUCAUAAACUCUCAGUCAACCUUAAGCCACCGCUUCCUCAUCUCGCGAAUGGAUGUCGUCAGGACAUUUCUCCAUCUGCUUAUAGUCGGUAAAACUGGCUACGGAAAAAGCGCCACCGGAAAUUCAAUCUUGGGCGAAAAUGUCUUUGAGAGUAAAGCUAGUUGGACGUCUGUUACGAAAGACGUACAAGGAUGUACGUCAGUUAUAGGUGACAGUGCCGUGUUGGUUGUGGAUAUUCCCGGGCUUUUUGAUACGGAAAAUGAUCAGCGGAAGUUAGAGAAAAGGACGCGAGAGACUAUGAAGAGCGCGUUUGAAAUCGCGGUUGGAGGAUUUCAUGCUUUGUUGUUGGUUUUCAAAUACGGAGAGCGCUGCACUGAUGAAGAUGACACGGCGGUGAAGACACUUCUGUCUGUCUACGGCUUGAAAGUGUUUAGAGAGUAUUGUAUCUGUGUGUUUACGUAUGGUGAUCAAGCCGCAGGCGACAUGGACGUGGCUUUUUUCCCAGAAUGGUUGAAGAAACAAAAGGGCGCGAUUCAAACGGUGCUCGGCGAAUGUCAAGGACGUGCGGUGUUGUUUAACAACCGAGCAAAAGAUGAAGCAGAAAAAUGUGACCAGAGAAAUAUACUGCUGACAAUGGUGAUGACCUUACCCACAAAAAAUACAACUUUCGGGAUAGAUGACGUCAUUUCCGCCGAGGAUUAUAGAUUUAUUAACGCUAAUCUUGAAUCAACCAGAGAUGUCUUUUUCGAAAUCAAAUCAAGAUUAGAAAAAAUAAAAGCAGACUACCGAAACGACCAUGAUCCAGAAAAACACGACAACGGUAUUUUAGAACUGAAAAACAAACUGACGGUACACCGGUCCAAAUUGACGCAGCUUGAUGACGACACAGGAAAGCUAUCUGACGUCAUAGAGGCAGUGUCAGAAAAGGAAAUGGAGCUACACAGAGAGCUACUGAUUGCAGACUUUGACGAGGUGGACGCUAUAGCUCUUCUGUCGCGAAGACAGUCACAUCUUUUUUCUUGAUAUAUUCCUUCCAUAUUGAGUAUCCUCACCUUUAUCUCUCCUAUUCUUCGUCAUACUACACCUCCCCCCCCCACCUUAGAGCUCGCAAACCCCCUCUCCGGGCGAGAUAGAAAAAAAAAAGGGCCUAUAAUUUAUAUUGAAAAUAUAUACUUUAAACCAGUUUCCGCACACCCGGAAAUUUUAAGAUCGGGAGUUUCAAGCGACCCACACCCUUCCCUACCCGGAGAAAAUUGCCUGAAAGAAACCCUGGUAAACAUUUUUUACUGUUAUAAUACUCUGAGUGUCCUGUUACACCGUGGAAAACUAUAUUUCACACCGCGGCCUGAAAACACAAUUUUCCGGAUGAAGCCGCGAAUCGCUAUAGGAAAUAUGAAGUAAUUACUGUUGAUGUUGCAGUUGACCCCAAUCUUGGAGGAAAACUUCAGGAGAAAGUUACACAA